UUCCUAAUAAGAACAUUCUUACCUCUGAUUAGCUGCACAGAGGCACUUUGGUCCUUGCACCAGGCAGGAGACCUUCAGAAAAAGAGACAAAGGAUAAAAGAAAAGGAGGAGGCUUUUUUCUAGCCACAAAUCAUGCAGAUUCUUUUAUAACAGUUGUUUUUAAUCAAGCAGACAUGUUUUUAUUCAUUUAGCUGGUAGAUAAAAGAUCUUUGAUUCAUCAAAGUGGCAAAGAGGACCAGCUUGUCUUGGCAGACACUAUCAGCGGCUACUGUCCCCAACAACAAAGCUCCUAUAGGAUCACAGGAACACAUAAACCCCUCCACUGUGAUAAGGCGGUGAUGGUUCAGGCAUCUUAAUAGGAUGCUUCCUGAGCGCCUUCCUCUGGAGGUUUUAAAGGCACAUCCAACUGAGAGGAGACCCCAUAUCUCAUCUGGUUUCUGAACACCUUGGGAUCACCCAGGAGGACCUGGAAAAUGGUGCUCCACAACCCAACCCCGGAUAAGCAGAAGAAAAUGGAAGGAUUGGCCUUUUCAUGUUGAGACUGCAUCUCAAAAACACGGAUUCUGACUUCAGUGGUUUCAAAAGCAGCAAACACAAGGAACCAAUCCUGUCAGCUUGGAUGUAUCAGAAGAAAAGCGAUUAAGACAGGACAUAUUCUGUUCUGACUAUUUUUUGACAUUAUUAGCUGUUUGACAAUCCAUAAAAUACAUUAGCAUUCUAAUACAGGGACUUGUGGCCAGAGCCAUGCAUUACACUAUUCUUCUUCAGAAUUGGUUUCCGGUUCGAAGACUUUACAGCUGAACAACUCCAAUAUAACAACUUUCCAUUGCGCAGUGUGGAGUAGUUUUCCAGUGUUUGAACAGAAGUGAAGAUAUGACAGCAAGAAUGGACAACAACCAGACUUCACAGGGAGAAGCUCCACAUCGAUCCUUUCUCUUCAGAGCUGUGGGGUUGUUCACAGGGGACAUGCGACGGUGUGGAGAGUGGGUGAAAAGACAGUCUUUGGUAAUCCAGCUGCUGGACUGCGUUUUCCGAGGGGUGGCCCAGGUCAUGUUCGUGAACAACCCUCUCAGUGGGCUCCUCAUCGUGAUCGGCCUCUUCCUGCAGAACCCCUGGUGGGCUCUGAAUGGUCUGCUGGGGACCCUGGUCUCCACUGUGUCCGCCUUCUUGUUGGGUCAAAAUAGGGAGGCCAUAUCAGCGGGAUUAUAUGGCUACAAUGGAACGCUGGUCGGCAUGCUGAUGGCUGUGUUCUCUGCCAAAGGAAGCUGGUACUGGUGGCUGUUCCUGCCAAACGUGUUCAUGUCCAUGUUGUGCCCAGUGGUCUCCAGUGCUUUGUCUUCAGUUGCCAGCAAAUGGGACCUCCCAAUAUUCACCCUGCCCUUUAAUAUUCUGGUGUGUUUGCACAUUGAAGCUACGGGAGCUGCUCAUCCGUAUUUUCCUGAGGUGGAUUUUCAGCCAAACAACCAUCUGCACCAUCUAAAUGACUCCAUCCAAAGCCUCAGUAUUUCUCGGCUCUUCCUGUCGGUGCCGGUUGGGGUUGGCCAGGUGUACGGCUGUGACAGUCCUUGGACAGGAGGUCUCAUCCUUCUGGCCCUGCUGCUCUGCUCACCAGCUCUCUGUUUCCAUGCCAUGUUGGGCUCUGCUGCUGGCAUGUUUGCUGGACUUGCUCUGGCUGCUUCUCACAGGGAUAUCUACACAGGGCUGUGGGGAUACAACAGCGCUCUGUCCUGCAUUGCUAUUGGAGGAGUCUUCUAUGUUAUAACAUGGCAAACUCAUCUACUGGCUCUGAUAUGCGCACUUUUCUGCGCGUACAUGAUGUCAGCCACCUCAAAACUGAUGUCUGUGCUUGCAUUACCGGCCUGCACAUGGCCUUUCUGCCUGUCGACUCUCAUCUUCCUCCUCAUUUCCUAUGAGAUCCCCGCCAUCUGCAGACUGCCUCUGUCUGUGGUCUCCUACCCCGAGGAAAAUCGCCGCUACCGGAGACAAUUAAAGGCCUCAGAGAAAGUUCAGCACAGUCAGCAGAACGGCAGCCAAGAAGAGGCCCGGCCGAAGGAGAACGGACGACCGAAUGUCCAGCUCCAAGCGGAGAAGGACUUCAGUGAAUGUGUGUGAUUUUUAGACGAUGCUAGUUUGUCGUGACAUUUACCUCUGUACAAGAUUAAUUGCAGAAGUAGCACAGUUAUGUAUAAUUUUGGCAUUUCCUGUCCUACAUAAGCAAAGUUGUUACAUAAAUCGCCCAAUUUUGUAGUGACAAAUGUUUUCUGAACAACAAAUACCUUCAUCUGCAAUAACUUGUCUACACUGCAGAGGGCAGCACGUUGCAAGGAAACAUAAGCUACAGUGCAUGAAAAGCCAGUAAUACUGAAGGGGAAACACUGUGCAGAUCUUUAUGUGCACCAGGAGCAUAUAUUAUUAAGCAUUUCAUUUUGCAAACAAAGCCAUUUAGUUAUUUACAUGCAACAGCAACACAGCAAAAAUAGAGGGAGGAAGCAAACAGUAGAAAACAUUUUCCCCUCUCAGCAGCAGAAUCUCAGUGGUUGCUGGUGGAGGAUUUAAAAUGCAGCAGAGUGUUUCAUCAGUUCAGACAGUGAGCUGCAGGGGAGAUUUCAUGUAAUUCUCCCCCAGCAAAAGCACCUCUUUCACUGCCAGCCAUUAUCCAUCACUGCCUUCUGUACUCCAAUCUUUCCUAUUGGCUUCUCUUAUCAUUCCUCUUUUGUGUUUUUUUUUAGCAGCACCUCUUCCCCAGUUUAACCCGUUUUUAUCAACUUUUGCUUAUCUUCUACUUUUCUUUUCCUCCAGCUUCACCUCUUCUGGUUUUAUCUGUCUUCUCCUCAUUUGAGGGCCUUUUUUGUCAAGAAGCGAGUCGAUUUCGAUCUCUGUGAAACCAGGCUGCCGAGGUGUCAGCUUAUGAAAGAGCUCUGUCUGGGUCGGUGUCUGCAGUGAUAUUUACAGUCAUGAGUGUACCUUUAUGUGUCUUUAUUGCCAUCUGCCUGUCUGGGUAUCUAGUGCACCAAUAAGGCACAUGGCAUUCGUCUAGCCACACAGAAGAGCCAGUCACACUCGCAGACAUGUGUGGGAGCUGCAGUACAUCGGGGGAGAAGGUGCGAGACGAGGGAAGGGGACCAAGUUGGAAAAAUGAGAACAUUUCGGUUUUUUCCCUGGUGAUAAAAUAUGACUUGUUAUGACUGUGUUUCUUUUCCCCAUUGAAUGUCUAAUAUGCAUUUCUUUUGUCUGCCGUUCUUUGAACACAAUACCCCCCUCAAAUUAAAUCCACUCAAGCUC
Molecule: messenger RNA, 3282 nt
Organism: Acanthochromis polyacanthus (spiny chromis)
Lineage: Eukaryota; Metazoa; Chordata; Actinopteri; Pomacentridae
Product: urea transporter 2-like
Exons: 11
Coding region: 874-2112 (412 amino acids)
Biological process (GO): urea transmembrane transport
Cellular component (GO): membrane
Molecular function (GO): urea transmembrane transporter activity
Source: RefSeq, a predicted model, not a curated record